Gossypium raimondii (Peruvian cotton) is the source of this 2621-nucleotide messenger RNA. RefSeq names its product zinc finger protein GAI-ASSOCIATED FACTOR 1. Gene Ontology annotation, cellular component: nucleus. The record is from RefSeq and is a predicted model, not a curated record. NCBI's taxonomy places the organism in Eukaryota, Viridiplantae, Streptophyta, Magnoliopsida, Malvales, Malvaceae. The transcript has 4 exons. Gene Ontology annotation, molecular function: DNA-binding transcription factor activity. Bases 539 to 2188 code for a protein of 549 amino acids.
AAAAGUAGACCAUCUAUGGCAAUUGAAGAACUUUAGAACUCUCUCUUUUUUCUUUAUUACUUUUUGCUCGAAAAACUUUCACACGAAGUUCUCUAUUUCAUUUGUUUCUGUGUUGUUAUAUAUAUGUAACUAUCCAUGUAUAAUUCUGUUUGUUUUUCCUCUGUUUUAAUUGUUUAUGAUUUGUUCAUCUUUGUCCGUUGGAUCAUUCAGUUUGCUGGGGAGAGUUCUUUGAUUUGAUUUGAUUUAGUUACUGGGGUAUUGAUUUGAUCUUUUUGGGGUUUUGGAUUCAACUUUAAAGUUUAAAGCUUUUUUUUUCUGGGAAACGUAAGAAGCUGAUCUUUCAGUGUUUGGGUUUAAUCAUUGAGUUUCUCUUUGGGUACUGUGAAAAAUAUUGGUCAAAGCACAGAGCUGGUAGAUGACCUAAAAGAUUUUAUAUAUAUAUAUAUAAAGCUGAUUGACUGGUGGAUAAACAAAGCUUUACAAAGGGGAAGAAAAGAAUUUUUUUUUUUGGUCUUGUAAUUUGAUUUUUUUAAAAGCUAUGCCGGUUGAGGUUGACAAUUCCUCCACCGUCUCCGGCGACGCUAGCGUCUCUUCCACCGGUAAUCAAAAUCCACCUCCCAAAUCCGCCGUUAAGAAGAAACGUAACCUCCCUGGAAUGCCAGAUCCAGAUGCGGAGGUGAUUGCUUUAUCACCUACGACUCUGUUAGCUACAAACCGUUUCGUGUGUGAAAUUUGCAACAAAGGGUUUCAAAGAGACCAAAAUCUUCAGCUUCAUAGACGAGGUCAUAAUCUGCCAUGGAAGUUGAGGCAAAGAUCGAGCAAGGAAGUGAAGAAGAGGGUUUACGUUUGUCCUGAGCCGACAUGUGUUCAUCAUGACCCUUCGAGAGCUUUAGGUGAUCUCACGGGGAUUAAGAAACAUUUCUGUAGAAAACAUGGUGAAAAGAAAUGGAAAUGUGAUAAAUGUUCUAAGAAAUACGCUGUUCAAUCGGAUUGGAAAGCUCACUCUAAGAUCUGUGGCACUCGAGAGUAUAAAUGUGAUUGUGGAACUGUGUUUUCCAGGAGGGAUAGUUUUAUUACCCACAGAGCUUUUUGUGAUGCGUUAGCAGUGGAGAGUGCUAAAACUCAAACGAAUCCUAGUUCAGAAUCCGACCCAAAAGUUCAGGCGGCGGAUUCAUCACCACGGCGCUCACCUCCGGCUGCACCUCCGCCGGUAUCUGCUCCAAGUGCUAUAACUUCUUCAGAUAUUCGGAUUCAAAGUUCUGUGUUGGCUGAAGAUCCAAGAACUGUUGUGGAAGAAGCUCCCACUCCAGCACCGGCACCGGCUCCACCACCGGCUGGCUUAAAUGGAAGUUCUAGCAGUAGUGUUAGCUUGGUUAGCAGUGGUUGUAGCAGCAGCAGCAGCAGCAGCAGUGUAUUUUCGAGCUUAUUUACAUCCACUACUGUAUCUGCGAGCAUACACCCUCCUCAACCUCUGGCACCGGCUCCACCACUGGUUGGCUUAAAUGGAAGUUGUAGCGGUAGUGUCAGCCUGGUUAGCAGUGGUGCUAGCAGCAGUAGCAGUAGUGGUGUAUUUGCAAGCUUAUUUGCCUCCUCGACUGUAUCUGCAAGCAUACAACCUCCUCAACCUCCGGCUUUAACCAACUUAAUUCAAGCUGACCUAGCUCCAUCUACAUCAAUUGAACCAAUUUCUUUAUGCCUCUCGACCAGCCAUGGCUCGUCGAUAUUCGGAACUACAGGGCAAGAGCGUCGGCAGCAUGCACCGCCACUGCAACCUGCUAUGUCUGCCACUGCACUACUGCAGAAAGCUGCACAGAUGGGAGCAGCAGCAAGUAAUGCAUCCUUGCUUCGCGGUCUCGGUAUUGUUUCAUCUUCAGCACCACAAGAAAAUUUACAAUGGGGUCAAGCACAAGUUGACCCCGACAAUGCCUCCAUUGCAGCAGGGCUUGGACUCGGGCUUCCCUGUGACGGAAGUUCAGGAUUAAAGGAACUGAUGAUGGGAACCCCAGUCUUCGGUCCUAAGCAAACUACUCUCGAUUUCCUUGGGUUGGGGGUGGCUGCCGGUGGCAACCCCAAUGCCAGCCUGUCUGCUCUAAUUACGUCUAUCGGAGGUGGAUUUGAUGCCACCACAGCAGCAGCAUCGUUUCGAGGUGGAGAUUACACCAGCAAGGACAUUGGAAGAAGCUCGUGAUACAUUAAUAUGCGGCAUUGCAGAAGAAAACAAUGGCAAUAUAUAAUUUCCGAUAAAGAAUAGCCAUUAUGGAGGUCAGCACCGAGCCAUCAAGGAGGCAAUCCAGGUCUGCCUUCUACGUAACAAUGGCAGCGAAAAGGACUUCCUUGUGGGGGUAUAUAUAGCCUUUGUUGUACAAGGUAAAAGUUGAUGAACCAGAUGUGUAUAAAGUAUGUUGUAGCUAGAAAAGUUGGAACACAACAUCCCUGGAAAGAGAUUUUGGUUACUUUCAGACAUGUAUGUGUCUGGUUUUCUUUUUAAAGCUUGGAGAUAUCAGCAAAAGAGCAGGUUUUUUUCCAAGCUUUUCACAGUGGAGUGGUAAAUUGGUUUAAAUGGUGGGAUUUUGAUUGAUUCUGAUAUGAUUAUUGGGCAUAAUUUCAAUUUGUUUGUUUUA